ACACGAAAUACUACUUUUAUGUGAAAUUGUACUAUUUAUGUUUGAAGAUGAAGAUGAUAUAAAGACUUAGCUUGACUUCGAACAAGCUGUGUAACUUGAAGAAUAGAAAAAUAAAAAUGAAGACUUAGCUGUAUGGACUUUUGACCCCUUUGCCUGUCCAGAUGGACGAUCAGAACAAAAAAAAAAUGUCUAUGGUUUUGUGGUGGUGAUUGUGUGACCGUUAUAAUAUUGUGUUUAUAAAAUUAAAUUACCUAUUGAUUUAAAAGGAAAUUUACAAGCAAAGCAUUGUAAAAUUUAUUUGUAUGGCAUUAAGGCCUCCCUAAACUAAUAGUGAUAAUAGUAAUAUAUGUCAAGCUCUAAAAUUGAAAAAUGUCUGAUAUUGAUGAAGACUUUCAACCAAACAAUACUCGAAUGCAUCGAGAGUAUAGUGCGAUAAUAAACGCGAAAGGCUAUGGUAUUAACUUGAAUAAUUUAAGUUAUCGUAAUAAAUUCAUGAACGCAACUGGCAUGAUGAAUGGAGAUAGUCAAAACAGUUUUAGAAGAAGAGAAUCGUCGCCUGUGUCCAUGAGAAGUGAUUUUGGAAGCAGGCCAUAUUAUAAUAAUUCUUACCAUUCUCGGUAUUUAAGUUCUCAGAGAUCUGUGCAGAAUGGGCCUAGUGGAUCUAUUGCUGGUCAAAGUUUCAACACAACUUCAAGUAUUAGUGCUAGGGAGAUAGUUAAUGCAUUAACUUAUGAGAAUUUCAAUAUACAUGAAUUAAAAAUGAUAAAGGAGGCCUUUAGCAAAAAAAUGCGGAAGACGGGAAGAAAACGAAUUGAAAGGCGGAAGAAAAUGAAUAUGUUGAUAAGAACAUUAAAAAAUAAAUGUGGGUACGAUUCAGGAGAGUUAGGAAGUGAUUCAUCCUUAAGCAGUGAUGAAGGUAAAUCAGUGAUGUCUGCAGUCGGUUAUAUGAAAAAUGAUGUCCAAAUAAAACAAAGACAAAAAUGUGAUGCAUUACGGUCAACAAUUAGGAACAGUGGACUAUACAAUGAUUGUACUGAUUCUCUGAAAAAUAACUCAUUCAGAAAUACAAUUCAACACAUAGAUAAUUCUGAUGAACAUUCCACACAGAAUAGACACAGAGUUUCAGAAGGUGAUGUAAAUCGAUCCAAAUCACUGACAAUAUUGAAAGAAAGAUUCAACAAAGGAUUUCAAUUACCUGUGCAAAGAUUUCAAAAUUCAUCUACUAUAUGGGAGAAAGAUUACAAUAAAUCUUUUCAAAAAAAAAAUAAGCUCUCAGCAAAUAGUAAUAAUUUUGAAGGUGAGGAUGAGCAGAUAUUUCCAAAUAUAAGUUAUAAAAAUAAUUACAAUGAAAAGAGUAAUCUUAAUGAGAAUUAUAGCAUACCAGAAAAUAAGAGAACCAAAAUAGAUUCAUCCAAUAAUAAUCAACUGGAUGAGAUUGCUCAUAUAUUCAAAAAACCAAAAAUGCUAGAGAAGAGCUUGAAACAGUCAAAUGGCAAGGGCACUGUUAAAGAAGUUUUAAUUUCUAAAUCAAAUGGACCGCUAAAUGGCAUUUCACUUAGAAGUAGUUGUCAGACAAGCAAUCUUCAAAAUCAAUCAUUCACAGAUGAUUUAGUAGAUACUGAAAAUCAUAAGGAAAAUGAAACUAGUGUAUCAAUGAAGCCAAGUUUUAUGAGAAGAAAAUUAUUUACACAUAAACUUGACAAUCUUGAUAAACAAAAUCCUAUUGAUUUGCCAUCACCAAGUCCAAACAACAAAAAAGUAAUAGGAAAAAAUAAAACACGAAAGCUGGUUAGCUCUCAGUCUUGUUUAAGUCGGGAUCCUGAAAAUGAUAGCAAUGUCAUGGACUUGAUAAAUAAAAUUGUUACACCAGAAGAAAUCAAUUCAACAGUAAACAAAACAAAUAUUAAUUAUAAUAAUAUGUUAACUAAUGAUGACAAACUGGAUGUGAUGUCAGUCAUAUCUGUCUGUAAGAGUGGUGCAGAAAGUGAUACUUUCACUGAUGAAGAAAUAUUUGCAACCCAAAAAACCAGUCAUAACGAAAAAACUAAAGAGAUAAGAAAAAUAAAUACUGAAUGUUCUGUUGUUAUAGAGAAGUUCAGUGAAACUAAUGAAGCUGCAGCUAAAAAAUUGGAUAAGCCUGUUGUAUAUUUUGAGAGUCAAUCAAAUCACAACCAAAGGACAGUUACUGACUGUGUAAAAAAUUUCUGGGAUACAGACUUAGAAAGUGACAUGGAAACUCAAGGUGACCCAAGAUGGAAGACCAAAGUAGUAUCAGGACAAGCGCCAAUGAAAGAUGCAGGAAAUAACACAAUGAAAUUACAUGCAAACAAUGUUAAAGAAAUAGGAGAAAUACUAACAGUACGAGGCUCACAAAAUGCCAAUAGAGGAACCAAUAAAGCAACUGAUUUAGAUUCAGCGAAUAAAGAAAACAUAUUGGUGUCGGACGCCACAAAUAAACCGAUAAGAAACAUUCCGUCGCAGGUUGCCGCGUCUUCGAAAAUAACAACAAGAAGCUCAUCCAGAAAUGUGACACAGACAAAAUGUUUGAAUUCGAAAGAAACUACUACAAAUUCAAGUUGCAAGAGAAAUUCAUUUCCCCGAGGCUGUAAAAAGCUGCACUGCUCUUUGUGUACCAGCACAAUAACAACCUGCUCAAUAAAUAAUAGUAUGACUACCAUAGCGCCCUCAAAAGCACUAAAUGAUUCAAGGGAUUGCUCGAAAAUUGUAAAAAAAAAUAAAAAAGCAAAAAAUACGUCGAACCUCAUACAAAGAAAAAACCAAAGUGCCGAUGAUUUAAAUAUUUCAAUAAAAAGUUUAAGGUCAUAUCAAAGAUUAAUGAGUACGUCGAAGUAAGAAUAUAAUAAAGAAAAAUAUAAACCUGCCUAGGUUUAUCUGAUGUCAUAACGAAACUCACACGCCACACAAUUCCUUUUACAUAUUAUUUAAAACAAUAUUUUUUUUUUAUUGUUUUGUAGUUUAAACAUUCUCUUUGUAUCUUCCUGGAUUAACGCGAGUUGCACACAUUAAAUACUAAUAAAAGACUAAGGGUAUUUUCCGAUAUGCACAGUGACCACUGCACAGUGCUAUCACUUUAGAAAAAUUCGUUCCGUUAUGGACUGCAAGUAUACUGCCGCAGUACCCCGCAGUACAGUAGGAAAUAUAUGACGUCAUAAAUCGCCGCCAUAUUCUACUGUAAGCACUGGCGUUUUCGAGGUAAGUUACUCGCAGUACCACUCGAGUGCCUAAAAUAUUAAUUAAAAUCUUUUUAAUUUGACAGUACUCCAACAAAUUUAUUUUAAUGAACUAGAAAACUUUAAUACACUCAUUUGAAUGCUGCGUCAAAAAAUGCGGCUGACAGUAUACGGGAUUGCGUUCCGUUUUAAAUAGUAACCAGUAUAACUAACUAUAAAGGAACGGAUUCACAGUAUACUAAAUUGACGUCACACUCUACAGUGGUCGCAGAGCAUAUCAGAACAUACCCUAAGACGGAUAUUACUUUCCGUUUCCGGAGUCUGUAUUAUAUGUAUGGUAAAAAUUACAUACCUUUUAAAAGUAAUUUAUUUAAAUGUUCUGUAUUUUUAUCAGUUCGGCAUCCCCAUUUUAUUUAAUUGAGACAUUAAGUAUUCUUCUGGUAUUAUGUGAUGUAAAAUGGACAAUUCGCCGGGCUGUGCCCAUCAAUAGUUUUAUAAAAUGUAUAUUAUAUUAUAAGAUGAUGACAGUAAUGUUAGUAUAAAUUAAUUUCAUUACAAUUAUAAGUAAAUAAUUAUAUUAGAUUUAUAGUGAAAUUUUAUAAGUACAUAAUAUUAAGGAUUGUUACUAAGUCUUCAUAAUAUUGGGCUGUACACUCUGUACGACUUAUCUGUGAAUGUAGCGCUGUCUGUCACUCUUAUGUAUUUUACUUUAAUUAAUUUUUUAAGAAUAUAUUUUGACAAUUUUGUUUGAAAAUGUAGGUAAAUUGUAUCAAAUAAAUAUUAUAAACAUUUAA
Molecule: messenger RNA, 3985 nt
Organism: Leptidea sinapis
Lineage: Eukaryota; Metazoa; Arthropoda; Insecta; Lepidoptera; Pieridae
Exons: 5
Coding region: 370-2853 (827 amino acids)
Source: RefSeq, a predicted model, not a curated record